ACGUGACAAAACACGGAAGUGCAUACAGUAGUUCAUUGACGAGGCACAUGACAUGAUAGUCAACUUUAAAGAUGUUUUGAGUAUUUGCCUUUUUAGAGGAAGUGCAUAAGAGUAUUUCAUUAUGAUAAAAAUAUGUCUCAUAAUUUGCUUGCUACCUCUUAGCAAAGCCGCUCUGCCCUUGGUUAUCAAUACUUGGCGUUUUGAAGAUGCAACAAGCGAGGCCUGGAGCACGCUGCAAAAAGGCGGCUCGUUUGUUGAUGCGGUGGAGAGGGGCUGCGGGCUGUGUGAGAUGGAGCAGUGUGACGGAAGCGUGGGGUUUGGUGACCACCCGGACGAGCAGGGAGAGACCACCUUGGAUGCUAUGAUCAUGAAUGGAGAUACAAUGGAAGUGGGUGCAGUGGGAGACCUGCGUAGGAUUAAAAAUGCUGUGAGCGUGGCUCGAGCAGUAAUGGAAAACACAGAUCAUACCUUCUUAGUGGGAGAAUCAGCCUCAAUCUUUGCUGAAAACAUGGGCUUUAAAUCUGAAGACUUGUCCACUAACAAAUCAAUAACAAUUUUCUCCCAAUGGUUGCAGAACAAUUGUCAACCCAACUAUAGAAAGAAUGUUUUUCCAGACCCCUCCAAAUUCUGUGGGCCAUACAAGCCUAAAACCAUGCUAAGGAGGCCAAAACAUAAGAAAAGAGACAUUGACCCCAGAGCUCAUGAUACAAUUGGAAUGAUUGUGAUUGAUAAAAAUGGAAAGGUGGCUGCUGCAACAUCAACUAAUGGAGCAAGUCAUAAGAUACCUGGCCGUGUAGGUGAUUCACCAGUGGCUGGAGCUGGAGCUUAUGCAGAUAGCAUAGCGGGGGGAGCUGCUGCCACUGGCGAUGGUGACGUCAUGAUGCGUUUUCUUCCAAGUUUUUUAGCUGUUGAAUUAAUGAGAUCUGGAGCUGAACCAUCCAUUGCUUGCAAGACAGCCAUCUCUAGAAUCAAGAAAUACUACCCCACAUUUUUUGGAGCUGUUAUUUGUGCCAAUACUACUGGUGGAUACGGUGCUGCUUGCAACAAGAUUCCUGAGCUCAGUCAGUUCUCCUUCAUGGUGUUUAACUCGCAGACAAAUCAACCUCGGCUGGAGAAAGUGGACUGCUUUUAAUCACACGCAUCUUGGUUUUUAAUGUCUUUCAGUUCUGUCUAGUAAUUGCUAUUUAUUAGUUUGUGCCUUACGAUCAAGGUUUCCUAUGCAACAUUUUGAAUAAAAUAUUUUAGUAAACCGUUAGAUCAAGGGAAUGUUGAUCAAUCAAGUUUUUUAAAUGACAUUGUGCUGCGUUGCGUUUUGAAGCAUGGUAAAGAUAUCUAUGCUAUAGACAUUUGUUGUGUUGUAUAUGCUAAUAGACCACUUUCGUGUUUGCAAACCGAGAUGACGUUUUUGUGGGCGGAGCCAAACUGGUUGCAGAAAGGUUGUGAGAAGUGUUUUAGCAUUAAACUGUGAUUGUUAUGGAUCUGGUGUUCUGUCGGAGUCUGAUUCCCCUAUGUCUGAUUUAGUGCAAUGUUUUGUAUAGCGUUUUAAUCACGUUACGUUUCUUUUUUUAGAUAAAUAAAAAGUUUAAAAGGCUUGGCUACUGAUAUGCAUGUAUGUAAUGCAUGUGUAUUGUUCUUUUUUGCUAAAUCAAUUAUUUUUAAAAUACAUAUAGCAAUACUAUCAUGUUUUCUACAUAAUAAAGUUUAUUAAAUAUUUCAUCA
This is a messenger RNA of Paramisgurnus dabryanus, 1719 nucleotides long. RefSeq names its product aspartylglucosaminidase (gene aga). Gene Ontology annotation, cellular component: lysosome; cytoplasm. Gene Ontology annotation, molecular function: N4-(beta-N-acetylglucosaminyl)-L-asparaginase activity. NCBI's taxonomy places the organism in Eukaryota, Metazoa, Chordata, Actinopteri, Cypriniformes, Cobitidae. The record is from RefSeq and is a predicted model, not a curated record. Gene Ontology annotation, biological process: protein deglycosylation.